UCAAAAUAAAAAAAUAAAAAUAAUCUUUGGAAAGUUUUGAAAGAUUGGCGUUGAUUGCUCAACAACCCCGAGAAAAUAUCACAUCAACAGAUGUUCCGGAGUUAAUAAUACAAUGAAUUUCACAUAAAUGUACGAGGGAAUUUCACUGUUUUGAAAUUUCAACGGUCUCAAUAGGCAGAAGUGUACUUUAGCCCCACGGCUUUAGAAUUUUUCCGGUCUCAAACUCUCAGUUGACAAAAAGUACUGAUUCUAAACGAAAUAAUUGUCAAAGCUUGGAAAAUGUAUUAUAUAUAAUAUUAUAGUAUGUAUAUAUAUAUUGACAGAAAUUAAUAAUUCCAAUCAAACAAAAUCAUUCAUCAAAGCAAUUGCUAAUUGGCGCAUUUGACCCUACCGAUUUGAGCUUCUAAACUCGUACACUUUGGCUAAGCUCCCAUUGGAGCAUUUAACAAUACAGAAGUAUGUUUUUGAAGCUGCUGGCUUUGUGUUUGUUCGCAUUUCUCAUAUAUGCUCCCAUUGCUGAGGCCAGAAUUCGACGUUACAAAUGGGAGGUAAAGUAUGAGUACAAGUCUCCUGACUGUUAUAAGAAGCUGGUCACUACAAUCAAUGGCAAAUCACCAGGACCCACAAUCUUGGCCCAGGAAGGUGAUACAGUCAUUGUUGAGGUUACAAACAAACUAUUAUUAGAAAACCUUGCAAUUCAUUGGCAUGGAAUCAGACAGAUUGGAACACCUUGGAGUGAUGGAACAGAAGGGGUGACUCAAUGUCCAGUACUACCUGGGGACACCUUCAAAUAUGAGUUCAAGGUUGAUAGGGCUGGAACUUAUCUGUACCAUGCACAUGCACACGCACACUAUGGAAUGCAAAGAGAAUCAGGGUUAUAUGGAUCAAUCCGUGUAUCAGUUCCUGAUAAUUUUACAGAACCAUUUGCCUAUGAUUAUGAUCGGAGCAUCAUCCUUACUGAUUGGUACCACAAAAGCACUUAUGAACAAGCCACUGGAUUGUCCUCCAAUCCUUUCGUCUGGGUUGGGGAGCCUCAGUCACUUCUGAUUCAAGGAAAAGGAAGAUUCAACUGCUCUAGUGCAUCCCUCACAGCCGACACUUGUAAUACAUCAAAUCCAGAAUGCUCUCCUUAUGCAAUAACCGUAAUCCCAGGAAAAACAUACAGACUAAGGGUUGCUAGCUUGACUGCUCUAUCAGCCCUUAGUUUUCAAUUGGAGGGUCAUAAUAUGACUGUGGUAGAAGCAGAUGGACACUAUGUAGAGCCAUUUGUAGUGAAAAACCUGUUCAUAUACUCUGGAGAGACAUACUCUGUGAUUAUAAAAGCCGAUCAAGACCCUUCAAGAAAUUAUUGGAUGACAACAGAUGUGGUUGGUCGGCCUCCUACUACCACACAAGGCUUGGGCUUUCUCAAUUACUAUCCAAACCAUCCAAGGCGAUCUCCUCCCACAGUUCCACCAACUGGUCCUAUUUGGAAUGACACAGCACCCCGAUUGGCUCAAAGUCUAGCCAUUAGGGCUCACCAUGAUUUCAUUGUGACCCUGCCCACAACCUCAGAUAGAGCCAUUGUGUUCCUAAACACACAAAAUCGCAUUAAUGGCUAUGUGCACUGGUCCGUAAAUAAUGUCUCUUUCACCCUUCCUCACACACCAUACCUUAUUGCUCUAAAGAAGAAGUUACACCAUGUGUUCAGUCAAACCCCACCACCUGAAGGAUAUGACUUAGUAAACUAUGACAUUUACAACGUGUCCAAGAACCCAAAUGCUACAACAAGCAAUGCCAUUUACCGGCUAGGCUUCAAUACCACGGUUGAUAUUAUACUACAAAAUGCAAACACUAUGACUGUUAACAAUAGUGAGACACAUCCAUGGCAUCUCCACGGGCACGAUUUUUGGGUACUGGGCUAUGGAGAAGGCCAAUUUGACAAGAACAAAGACCCAAAGAAUUACAAUUUGGUGAAUCCAAUCAUGAAGAAUACAGUGCCUCUUCAUCCCUAUGGUUGGACUGCUCUUAGAUUCAAGGCUGAUAACCCAGGUGCCUGGCUUUUCCAUUGCCAUAUCGAGGCUCAUUUCUACUUGGGCAUGGGAGUGGUGUUUGAAGAAGGAAUAGACAAGGUGGGGGAAUUGCCUUCUUCUAUUAUGGGCUGUGGUCGAGCCGGAGGUCCCCCAGUUCUCUAUUCCCCUCCUUCCCACAUAGGAAAACAUGUGAUGGGUGCUGCUCCGAGAGUUUAUGGUGGUGAAUAUGUUUCACUUAAUAAAGGUCCAGUCCCACCUUCAGCCCCUAACCCAAUCACACAUGGGCCUUGAUGCCAUUGACAAUUAUCUGCCCAAUGCUUUUGAUUAGAAAAACAACACCUAUAUAUAUUUCAUUAUUCCCUGUAACGUUUCAUUUUAUGAUCUGGGAAAAAAAUGUUAUAUGUUAUUUCUCUAGUCUCUUUCAAUCGUGGCAGCCAAGCGCAGUAAACCUUGGCUGCUUGACCAUGGCAAGCCUUAUUGGCUUCCAGGCACCAUGCGCGCUCCAAAUUAUAGCUGUCUAGGCUACAGCCCAUGACUUUCCACUCACAAAACGCUUAUUGGCACUUUGGCAGCAAGUUUUAGUGCAUAUCCACUUUCAACUAUUUGUCCAAAAGCAUUGUUCCCAUCUUGUAAAGAUUCAGAGCUAUGAUCAAAUAAAAACAAAAACAAAAGAUAUGCACAUGGGUGCAUCUCACGAAUACCGCAACUCAUGGCUGUCUAACCGGAACCGAAGACCAACAUAUUGAUGAUAUCAUGCAUGAUCUAACCAUGUAAAUUUUUUUUUUUUGGCAAGCCAUAAUUAAUCAAAAUAAAGAUUAAAAAUACCAAAUCAUCAUAUUUUUGCAGUUCACCAGUUGUUCAGAAAAAAAAUAAAAUAAAAUAAAAUAAAAUUUGGGGUGGUAUAAAUUAUUAACAUGUGUAACUCAAAAUGCAAAGGUUUUUUUUGUUUAGUUCUUAUUUCAUUUAUUUACAUACAACUCUAAACUCUUGCAUUCAUUAUGGUUCAUAUAUAUAGAAAAGCAACUCUUGCUUUUCUAAUUGUUUGGGAUUCACAAAUGUAUUAUUUGUUCAAUAAAGAAAAUCUCCUCUCUCUCUCUCUCAUCAAUAUGUGUACAUGCACAUAUUGAUUAAUUUAUUAUUCAUUUAUUAUAUUAUUGAAAUUAACAAAUCAAAUUCAUCAUCACCUGAAUUUGUAAACUUUUUGUAUUAAAAUUUUUAGUAUUUUUAGAAUUUUUCAUACAAAAAAUGAAAAAUUAGCAUUUAUUUAUGAUGUUUUUCAAGAGGUAUCAACAACAUUAAUUAUCGCGUCAAUUUGUAGGUUUUUUUUUUUUUUUUUACAAAAUAGAAUUCUACUCUAACCUAAUCUAAGUGUAUAUGUGUAUGAAGCUUCCUUCUGGAGACUUAAACCCCGACCAUUGCCCCCCCACACUCCACAAGCACUUAUACUUGUGGAGUGACCAUCGCACCAAGAAUGUGUGGUGGUAAUUUGUAGGUAUUUUGUAAGGAUUUGACUUAUCUCCAAUACUUUUUAAGUUGAAAAUCUCUUUUUGUUUUAAAUACAUAAUAGCAAGUGGUAGUUGAUUUUAAUCUCCAUCUUCUAUUUGGUUAGUGGGUAAUAUGACAGUUUCUCAUUAAAACAGAAGGAGAUUUUAGUUAAAAAAAUAUCGGAAGUAAACUAAACCUAUUUUGUAAUAAAAUUUGGUAAUAAUUUUAGGGAAAUAUUCACAUAUGUAUGUACCAC
Molecule: messenger RNA, 3753 nt
Organism: Quercus lobata
Lineage: Eukaryota; Viridiplantae; Streptophyta; Magnoliopsida; Fagales; Fagaceae
Product: L-ascorbate oxidase-like
Exons: 5
Coding region: 459-2303 (614 amino acids)
Cellular component (GO): extracellular region
Molecular function (GO): oxidoreductase activity; copper ion binding
Source: RefSeq, a predicted model, not a curated record